ACGUAACGUGCGUUGCUUGCUGUGCUGUCAGACUUUGACUUUGAUGAAGUAUUUCAAUGAGUUAAUUUUUUGUUGAUUUUUUUAAUAAUAAUGGACGGAAAGUUUGUAAGAAGUUUCUAAAAAUAUAAUUCUAUGAAUAUUACAAUAUUCGUCAAAGUAAUUACUUACUGGCUAUGCUCAUCAUUUAAUUCUAUAUUAAUAGAAAUAAGUAUAAGUAACUCUCAACUACACAACGUGCAAAUGAAAAUCUCCGAAUCAUGACAAGCCGAGGAAGUUUUAAAUCCGCACGAAUGAACUACAAAGUUCAAAAUGAACAACUAGAAAGUAAAGGUACCAAGCCAACCCGUGAAGAAUCCUCUAUCCUAGAAGUGUUCGUCUUGAUGAUUGUGCAUAUAUGUAAAAAGAUUCUAUUCUUUGACACCAAUUUAAAAAUAGCCAUUUACUUAGGAGCUCUCUUUUUACUAUCGAUCAUUGCGGAUGUAUUAACAUUUCCGAAAACAUACUUUUCGAGAAGUGACAAUGUUUUUAAUCAAUAUUUUGUGAAGAUUGGAUGGUUUUGGACACUAUUUAUGACAUUGCCUUAUGUUUUCUUGACGUCGUACACGACAUGCUGUGGGAAAAAGAGAAUAAUAGGCAUGGGUCAUUUGUCAAGAUUACUUGUUGCUACUGUGUUUUGGUACACAUGGACAACUGUCUUCAAUAUGAUAGAAACAAAUUAUGGACGUUGUAAUACUAAGUUAUAUGACAACAAAAUAAUGUGUUUAAAGAAUGGACAUUUUUGGAAUGGGUUUGAUUUAUCUGGGCACUGUUUUAUUCUAAUAUAUUCAAGUUUAGUUAUGAUAGAAGAAGCUAAAGCUAUCAAUGGCUGGGAAAGGAUAAAAGACUACAUAAGAGAUGAGAAGUAUGCUCGUAGUAUUGAUGACAAGUCUGCCAGUAUAAAUCCUUUGAAAAACAUCACAAGUGAUGAACUAAGUGCAUUGAAAGUGUCGUAUGAGAAUUAUACACCAUAUGUAAGAGCAUUUUUAAUAGGUAUUGCUUUGCUGCAGUUAUUGUGGGAUGUUAUGUUAGUUUCAACGAUAUUAUACUAUCACAUAAUGGUGGAAAAAUUCAUCAGUGGUGUCUUAGCAAUACUCACUUGGUUUGUUACUUAUAGAGUAUGGUAUACCAUACCAAAUAUUUACCCCAAUCUACCAGGAGAAGGCAUAUUUAAAUACAACAAUCGGAUGAAACCUGUGUCCACCACACCCACUUAUAGAAAAAAGAGUUCUACAAACGGUAAACAUUUUAUGGGCAUGCCAAUUAAUGCCAACCAAGACUCUGAAAAUAGUAAAGAAGAAACUAAAUAGAUUGAUACGACAUAUUUUUCACAGGUUGAGGUUUUAGUAUAUAGGGUUUCUGUUUUACAAUAAUAAGAAAUAUGGUUGUUAAUUUAAUGCUCUAAUUAGAGAUGUUUGUUAACACUUUAAGCAGUGGUGCAUUUUGUUUACCUAUUUAUUUAAAAUUGAUUCAUAUUUAAAGCUGAACUGAAUAGUACAAAUUUAUUUAUAACUGUUUGGCAAUUUGCAUUUUAUGGUCUAAUUAUUUAUGUUGCAACUGAUUUAUAUUUAAAUUAGGUCACCAAGUCCUUGCAUAUUAAUGGGAUUAACAUCAGGUACUUAUACAAUAAGAAUGUUGAUGAAAAAAAGCAAAAUCAUGUUAUAAUUUUAUUAAAUAUCUAACAAAGGUAAAUAAUACUGUUUCAUUGUAUUCCAAUCUAAUACCUAACACUUAUUUACGUAAAUACACAUUAAAUUCUUGAAGAGAAUGUGUUCUUACAAACAGAUCACAUGUACUGACAAUGAUAGUCAUAGGUUAAUUUUUUUAUAUACCUACUAAUUAUGCUGCUCGCAUUAGUAAAACAUAUGAUAGUCUGACUAUCAUAGUCAAAAUCAAAUUCCAUUUUUGUCCAAUAUACCUAGCAUCAUAACAAUGCUCAAUCUUUCUUUGUUAUUCUGAAUGAGUUAGUUAAAUGGUUUAAUAUUGAAAAAAAAAUUGAAUGUUUUGUUCCAUUUAUAACUUUGUAAAUAGGUAGGUACCUAUAUAAAAAACAUAAUACUUACGCCUUUAUUUGCUUAUUUACCAAAUCAAAAAAACAUCUUAUGUAAUACGUAAAUAAAGGUAGUUUACCAACAA
Messenger RNA from Spodoptera litura, 2172 nucleotides. RefSeq names its product acyl-coenzyme A diphosphatase Fitm (gene Fitm). Gene Ontology annotation, biological process: lipid storage; phospholipid biosynthetic process; lipid droplet organization. The record is from RefSeq and is a predicted model, not a curated record. Gene Ontology annotation, cellular component: endoplasmic reticulum membrane. NCBI's taxonomy places the organism in Eukaryota, Metazoa, Arthropoda, Insecta, Lepidoptera, Noctuidae. Gene Ontology annotation, molecular function: coenzyme A diphosphatase activity.